This is a messenger RNA of Nasonia vitripennis (jewel wasp), 4410 nucleotides long. RefSeq lists its product as uncharacterized. NCBI's taxonomy places the organism in Eukaryota, Metazoa, Arthropoda, Insecta, Hymenoptera, Pteromalidae. The record is from RefSeq and is a predicted model, not a curated record. The transcript is spliced from 2 exons. The coding region runs from base 702 to 3551 and encodes 949 amino acids.
UCAUUUUUCGGUCAUCAAAGACGAAUGCGACUUUUGCCGCGAACGACCGUUGCCUCGCGCGAUAACGUUUUCCAGGAAAUCUGAUCGUCGAUUGUUUUAUAUAUAUUACGUUGUCAGAACACACCACGAAUCAGAUGACAUCUUAGUCUUUUCUUUGUUAAAAACUUCACAAAAACUUGUCUUGUAAUACAUCUAUUUUUUAACAAAAACAAAAUAGCUACGUGCAGGAUCACGUUUUCGCGGAAUCUCGAUGCGCGUGGUGGAUUUCGUGUGAGAACGCGUUGAUUUUUGCUAGCGCCUGUUGCGACUGUUGCAGUCCUUUAUAUAUACUAUACAGACUAAACUAUACUUUUUAUUGUAAUAGAUGCAUGCGUUUAUGAUUAAGAAACUUAUUCGUCGAUACGAUUACGGCAUUUAGAUCAGUAUAUACGACUUCGCGCUUCAGUCUUCGUGUGUUUACAAACAGAUGUGAUCAUAAGAAGAAAAUUCCUAUAUCAUUUUACGUUAUAUCCCCUAAUCUAUUCUAGUUACUUAUACGAUUCUGCUAGAGAUUUUUAUCUACAAGCUUUGCUAGACUGAGAAAGUGCCAGUGACAUAUGAAAGCUAUCGCCUAGCAGCUCAAACGUGUUUCAAUUGCCUUCUAAUAUUAUGUCUGAUUCGACAAAUAACUACAAUAUAUAAGUAGUAUUAUUAUAAUAACAAUGGGGAAAAGAGGAAAACCAUGCUUAGUGCCACAUGAAGAUCGGAUAGAAGAAAUGAGAAAACAUGAGAUUUGUACCGCAAAUGGAAAAUUGAAGAAAGAAAGUGAUCCCGUGUGGCAAUUAAUUUGUGACAACAUAAAAAAACGAGAUUGUAAAAAAAUUAUAAAUGUGCGAAAUCUGUACCGCUAUGUUCAAAUUAAUUCCAAGAAAAUAUUAGCUGAAAUCAAUAUUACAAAUGCACUAGAUACAAUAGAGGAUACAGUAAAAGACACAAUAAAUGAUUCUCAAUUAGCAGAUGAACGAGAUGAAGAAUCUAUACUGAUUGAAAUGCGAAAAGACGUAUUCUACAAGCCUGCAAUAAGAGAAAUAUGUACAUUUCCUCUAUCUGUUUUACAUUGGACGAUAGAAGCAAUAGAUUUUUCAAAAGAUUUAGGAAAAGAUAUUCUGUAUAUGUUUUCUCUGAUAGGAACGUUUUGCAAGCCAUUUAUGGCGCCGGAUGGACACGUUAGCAAGCCAAUAAAUUUAUAUGCAUUAGGUACAGUGGUGUCUAAUACAUUUGUACCUUUGUGUCAAUUAUCGACUGAAGAUUACUCAACAUCCUUAUUUAAUAAAUUCUUUGGUGAAAAUAUACGAAGUGGCUUAGCAAUUCCAAAAUUUUUAGUUUUGGACUAUUACACACAUCAUUAUCUUACAGCAAAUGAAGUUUUUAAUGAGUACUUACCAUACGAAGAAUAUUUGCUUUUGUGUUACGAUUAUUUAACUGGGAAAGCUCAAAUAUUACCGAGAGUUAUUAUUUAUACUCACAACAGAUUUUUGAUUAUCAAAAUAAAAUAUUGGGAAUGCAUCAACAGGAUACAACUUCCAUCUGUAAAGAGAUUUCAUCUUUACUGUGUUAUUGUACUAAGUUUACAACAAAAUUUAGAUGAUUUUCAACGCAAUUUAAAAAGCAUCUUCAUUGUCUCCAGUAGUCAAUAUCAAAGUAAAAUUACACAUGAGAAUUUUGAGCUUAUUAAGUUACAAAUACAAGAAUUAAAUGUGGAAACACUUUAUAGCAAUGAAGAACUAGAAAAAAUAGAGAAUAAAUUCAAACAAAUUGUAGACCUUGAUAAUGUUAUCAAAAUUAACUGUGAUAAGUGUAAAUGCAUUAAAGACUUUAUAGAGAAUAUUUUUAUAGAAGCUAAUCAAAUAAUGAUUACACAAAAUGAUCAAUCAUGUGAAAAUAAUGUGUUUUAUAAUCCACAAUUUUGCGAAGAAUUGAUGAAACUUUGUAUGGAAUUUGUUCUUUGGUCAAAUAUUAUACAACAAAAUAGCAUUACAAGUUCAUCCUGUGAUUUUACUGCACUAUUAGAUAGUUAUAAAGUUGACUUUGAUAGAUACUUAUCACUAAAAUUCGAAUCAACACCAAGACUAAAUGAAUAUUUAUUAAAAAAUAUUGAUUAUGAGAAUGAAAAGUUAGAAUAUUUAAGAAAGAUUAUUCAUUCAGAAGCAAGUAGAAAAACAAAAGAUAAAUAUUUUGACUAUAGUUACAUGCAGUAUGAAGAAAAUUGGAUGGGUCUUAAUAAUUAUCGAGUAAAAGCUAAAGAGGAAAACAAUUCAGAAAACUCUUCAAGCAGUGAUGAUGAAAGUAUACUAGACACUAAUAAUGAUAGUGAUGGUGUUGAUUUUGAAGAAGUAAGUUUGAAUAUCAAUACAUUUAUAGACUCUGUUUGCCAAGAUAAUAAUGAUAAUCAUAUCUCACACACACAUGCAGUAAUAUCUGAAAAGUUGGUUCCCAUUGAAAAUGAAAAUACAAAAGUUGAAUCACAAUAUGUGCAUGAUAAGCACGAUAAUGAAAUUUUUCAACAAAAUGCUGUUACUAAACAAAACAAUAACACUAGUAAGAGUAAUAAAAAAGUUCAGAAAUCAGAAUCUGCAAUUGCAAAAAAUAAUUUCAAUAGAGGAAAGUUUCUUAGGCCUUGUGAGGAUAUCUAUUUGUUGCAACAAAAACCAACACAAUCCUCUAUAAAACGUCAAGUUAUUAAAAAUUCCAAUCAAUCUACAUCUAAUAAGAUUAAUAAACAAAGAAGAAUUCUUGCUACUUCAAGUCCUUUUGAUAGUCUUUUAGAAAUAUUAACUUCAGCUUAUUGUAAUAUCCAAAAAUUUCAAAAUUUUAUAACUCAACCAACAAAUUAUACAAUAGAGGAAAUCACUGAAGAGUUUUUCAACAUUCUUCAAAAAUAUGUUGAGAAUUUCAACUUUAGACAGCUAAGCUCAUUGAGAGUGAAAUUUGUCGACAAGCUUUGUGGCUCAGCAAGUCAAAAGUUUUGUUGGAGACAAUCUAUUGGUGAAUUUUAUAAAAGAAUUAUGCCAUCAACCAUAAUUGAUAAGUAUGAAUGUAACCAGUGUAACAUCAUAUCAUAUCGACAUGAAAAAUGUAUAAAUAUGUCAUCUACAGAAAUAAUGUCUGAAAAUUAUAUAGAAAAUAUUAUUAAACACCUUCAUAUACCAGAUAAAUGUGAUAAAUGUGGUCAUAAGAUUUUUAUAGCAGAUUUUAAAAUACAAAAUAUUUUAUGCAUUGAUAUUGAAGACACAGUCAAAAAUAGUGGAUCAUGCUUACUCAAGUUAGGUGAAUUAGUAUCACACAUAAAAAUAGAAGAACAAUCAUUUAUUUUGAUGGGAAUAAUUGGUUUUCAAGAACCUUUAGGAGAACAAACAACAAGGCACUAUUUUGCUUGUUGUAGAGGCAUUCAAGGAUUUUGGUUAAAGUAUGAUAACACAGAAGAAUCCAGCAAACCUAUCAGAAUCAGCGAUAAAGCUGCAUCACUAAACGGAGCAAUAUUAAUUUACAUAGAAUUUGAUAACAAGGUAUAACUAGCGAGAUCAUCGUCGCAGAUAAUGUACAAUUAUAUUGCAAGAAACACUGGCAGUCUGUUUUAAAAAAUAAUUAAUGCAUGAUUAUUAAUAAAUACAUUUAUUUAAUUGUAGUGUAAAAAUAUUUAUUGUACAUAAUUUUUUCCUCUUCUUUUCGUCAGAUUGCAUACAAAAAAUUCGAGGGUAUUUUAAUAUAUGAAGCUAUAAUUAGUUUUUACGUUAGAAUUUUACAAAAUUUUCAACUUUUCAUUUUGCUAGUUAAUUAUAACAUUCACGAUUUAAAAAAUUAUUGUUAAAUACUAAGGUGAACUGUAUGAAAAAUUAUAAAAAAAGUGAAUACACACCAAGAGAAGUCAGUGCAGCUAAGAGAUUCAUUUUAACAAAAUUAUUUGAACCAAAUCACCUACUCAAAUCAAAAAGCUGUACAUAGGGCUUCAGGUAAACAUAAAGAAAAUAUAACAUUAUAUAAAAAUUGAUAAGGUAAAUAGUUAUGGAAUGAGUUUUAAAGCAUCUGUGCAAAAUUUCAGAGCUCUACGUUCAAAAGAAGAGAAAUGACUGAAAUGUUAAUCUUGCUUAUUACGAUACUUGAGAGUUGUCAUUAAUUGUAGAGCUCUAAAAUUUUGAACAAAAGCUUUACAACUCAUUACAAAACUAUUAAGCUUAUCAGUUUUUAUUUAAAUUUAUCCUCUCUGUACCUUUACCUGGAGACCUGCAUACGGCUUUUCACUUUGGAAGUUUGAUUUCCUACAAAAGUCUUGUUACAAGGGAUGUCUAAAUCCUUAAUAAUUUUUAAAUAUAAUUGAAAAAUUUCUAAGGUAACUGGUUAACUAAUGGUACCUUUUAGCAGUAAAAAAAAAAG